Molecule: messenger RNA, 210 nt
Organism: Iphiclides podalirius (scarce swallowtail)
Lineage: Eukaryota; Metazoa; Arthropoda; Insecta; Lepidoptera; Papilionidae
Source: the annotation of a GenBank genome assembly
AUGACGCCCGCCCCGCCAAUACGUCGUGUCCGGUUGCGCCGUAAAGAAAUUCGAACAACAUCCAACGCCGGCAAACGGCCCCCGUUCCCCGAAAAUGAUCUAAGCCACCCUCGCGAUUUUCUUUCAUCCCUCCCCCGGAGGGGUCAAGUCACCCUUAAGAUCGAUGGUGGGGCGAUCCGACUUUGCGAUAAGGGUGAAAGGCCCCGUCCC